AAAUAUAUGCAAUUUAAAUUUUUUUUAUGCAUCAAGAUUAAAUCAAUACAUAUCGAAAUUACCAAUAUUUGGGAUCAAACAAGCGUUGCAGAGAUCGGAGGCUGGAAUUGUGAACUAACUAACUUUCAUGGAGGAACGGCAUUUCAUUCCCGAAAGUGGCGGCGAUCAAGAACCGCCGCAGGAGGCGGUUGAAGUUGAGAAUCGACGGGAAGUGCGACUCCAGCCUGGAGCUGAAGAGAAACUCGUGUUGCAAUUCAUGGACUCACUUAAUAGCUAUCUUUCCCUCUCUCACUCUCUCUCUUCCACACUUGGACAAGCAUGGAUGGAAUUAGCGAGUGCGAGGCAUUCCAUGGGAACUGCACGCCUUAAUACUUCUCUUUUGGACCUCAAAUUCCAUCCAGCUUCUACAACGUUGAAAAUUACCGAAUAUGAUGUUGAUUCGGUAGAUGCAAAAGCAUGGUUCGUGUUGCGUAAAUGGGUAUCCUCUGAAGAAGUUGAAGAAGAUGAAGAUAGUACUAGCACCAAAUCUUCUGAACGCGCAGAUGAUGAUGAUGAUGUAGUAGUUCGAAGGGAGCGAGCGAAGUCAUUGUCAGUCUUUGGAAUUUUAAUUCCGCCAAAGCUUCGAGCCGCCCAACUGUCAUUUGAGAGAGCACUAGAGACACUAGUAGAAAUGGCAAAUAUGCGCUCGAGAUUCCUAUAUUCGUUUCACCAACUUCAUCAAGAGGUAGAAGAUACUAAGGAAUAGGCAGCAUUGGGUGGCAAGCAGUAUCAUCAAAGGGAUGCCGGAAAUGUGUAGCAUGUGGAUUAUCUGAUUAUAGUAAUGGGGACCAGCAUUCCAGGUUGUUGACGUUAAAUUUACUGAUUUGUCAGAAGAUAGUGAAAUAUAUUCGCAUCAUGUUCAUUUCGUUUUUGCAUCCCGCGUAUAAAAUUAGCUUUCAACGGUUUAUGAGAUGUUAAAGAUGAAGCAAAAGCAAGUUCCUCAAGAUAGUUUUGCCGACACUAGCUUCAUGUUUCUUGUGUUUGGCUUAAUAACGCACUCUAUUCUUUCAUCAAGCUUACUGCUCACUUGGAAAAUGGCGUGUAAUUAUGCUUGUUCUUUUUCUAUAACAUGGGAGGCUGAAAAAUGAAUAAAUUACAAUAUUAAAACGAGCAAUUUUUCUACUGUUAGGAUUACAGUAAUAUUUGAGAUGAUGUAUUUUUUAGAAUUAAUUUGAGGCCGAGUGUCCGAAAAAAGAAUAGAAAAUGAGAAAUGCUAAAAAACUGCCCGAAUUUAUUGUUUUUGACCAUUAUUUAG
Arachis stenosperma is the source of this 1294-nucleotide messenger RNA. RefSeq lists its product as uncharacterized. Gene Ontology annotation, cellular component: extrinsic component of endoplasmic reticulum membrane. Lineage: Eukaryota; Viridiplantae; Streptophyta; Magnoliopsida; Fabales; Fabaceae. Bases 128 to 745 code for a protein of 205 amino acids. The transcript has 7 exons. Gene Ontology annotation, biological process: vacuolar proton-transporting V-type ATPase complex assembly. The record is from RefSeq and is a predicted model, not a curated record.